Molecule: messenger RNA, 426 nt
Organism: Angiostrongylus costaricensis
Lineage: Eukaryota; Metazoa; Nematoda; Chromadorea; Rhabditida; Metastrongylidae
Source: the annotation of a GenBank genome assembly
AUGGAAGGGCCUUUAUCAAAAUGGACGAAUAUGGUUCACGGAUGGCAGUAUCGAUGGUUUCGCCUGGAAGAAGAUGCAUUGCUGUACUACACAUCUAGAGAAAAGAUGCUUAAAGGUCAACAACGAGGCUGUAUGCGUCUACACGGGGCCGUUGUAGGUAUAGACGGCGAGAAUAAUAGUCUUUUCACUGUAACCGUUGAUGGGAAGGUGUUCCACUUACAGGGUCGUGAUGAAAAGGAAAGGAAUCACUGGGUGCGUGCCCUAGAGAGUGUAAUCCGAGAAUGUGGAGGAUACCGAAAGACGCCGAAGAAUAGAGAGAGUAUUUCAGAAGUCCUCAAGCAAAAAGUUGUUGAAGCAGAUCGGCACCUCUCUGAUAUUAUACUACAGGUUGGAUGUUUAAAUUUUAGAACGCCUUCACCAAAAUAG